Labrus mixtus (cuckoo wrasse) is the source of this 1446-nucleotide messenger RNA. RefSeq names its product ubiquitin-like domain containing CTD phosphatase 1 (gene ublcp1). Gene Ontology annotation, biological process: protein dephosphorylation. The coding region runs from base 253 to 1209 and encodes 318 amino acids. The transcript has 11 exons. Lineage: Eukaryota; Metazoa; Chordata; Actinopteri; Labriformes; Labridae. Gene Ontology annotation, molecular function: protein binding; protein serine/threonine phosphatase activity. Gene Ontology annotation, cellular component: nucleus. The record is from RefSeq and is a predicted model, not a curated record.
GGACGCCAGGAAGAGGAGAGUGUGCGCCUUGCUCUGAAUGAAACUGAACGGCAAACUUCAUUCAUUCAUUCAUUCAGUUAUUGAACUUUGGACGAAAAUUGACUGUAUUCUCUGAGUAUAACACGUUAUUUUGCUCUUUCAGGGGUGCGUGUGCAUGUUUGUCACUUUGGUGAUAGUCUUUUGCUUGAAAGUGUGUGCACGUGCAGCUGGAGCCAAGUGUGUGCGUAUGUGUUUGAGCAUCCUCACUGUGUCAUGUCGGUAUCAGUAAUCAUUAAGUGGGGGGGCCAGGAGUACUCCAUCAGUUCUCUGUCUGAGGAGGACACAAUUAUGGACCUCAAACAGUCAAUUAAGACCUUGACUGGGGUGCUGCCAGAGAGACAGAAACUACUGGGACUCAAAGUGAAAGGUAAACCUGCAGAGGAUGAGGUGAAGCUGGGCUCUCUGAAGCUGAAGCCAAACACUAAGAUCAUGAUGAUGGGUACCAGAGAGGAGAGCUUGGAAGAUGUUUUAGCUCCUCCACCAGAGAACGAUGAUGUGGUCAAUGAUUUUGACAUCGAGGAAGAGGUCAUUGAAGUGGAGAACAGAGAGGAGAACUUGGCUAAAAUUGCUCGCAGAGUAAAAGACUAUAAGGUGGAGGAGCUGAACCCUCCCAGAGAAGGCAAGAGGCUUCUGGUACUGGAUGUCGAUUAUACACUGUUUGAUCAUAAGUCAUGUGCAGAAACAGGUCAGGAGCUAAUGAGACCAUAUCUUCACGAGUUUCUGACAUCAGCCUACGAGGACUUUGACAUUGUCAUCUGGUCUGCAACAAGUAUGAAAUGGAUUGAUGCUAAAAUGAAAGAGCUUGGAGUGACAGACAACCCUCACUACAAGAUUACCUUCAUGCUGGACAGUGCAGCUAUGAUCACGGUACACACCCCAAAGAGAGGGGUUGUGGAGGUGAAGCCUCUGGGUGUGAUAUGGGGGAAGUACGGAGAAUUUUACAGCAGGAAGAACACCAUCAUGUUUGACGACAUUGGACGAAACUUCCUCAUGAAUCCACAGAACGGACUAAAGAUCCGACCCUUCAUGAAGGCCCACAUGAACAGGGAGAAGGACAGAGAGCUGUACAAACUGGCUCAGUACCUCAAAGAAAUCGCCAAGCUUGAGGAUUUCAGUGGACUCAACCACAAACACUGGGAGAGGUACCUAUCUAAGAGGCAGCACCACUGAAGAUGGACUGCAUCAUCUGUUAUGACUUGAAGUCUCUUCCCAGUAUCAAGUCCUCACACACACCCACACCAACUAUUUGCUACUACAAGACCGUCAUUUCAGCCCGUACGCCAGAUCCCACACUAACCAACACUCCUAAGCUCAGGACUGAGAUGGGCUUCCCAUUUUCUAUAUUUGCAUGCUAUUUGUCUUUCCCAAGUCAUGCACAUUUUGUUCCUAAUAUCAUUUGCGUUUUUU